Molecule: messenger RNA, 1944 nt
Organism: Hansenula anomala
Lineage: Eukaryota; Fungi; Ascomycota; Saccharomycetes; Phaffomycetales; Wickerhamomycetaceae
Exons: 1
Coding region: 1-1944 (647 amino acids)
Source: RefSeq, a predicted model, not a curated record
AUGGAUGGCUCACAGGCUGCCAAAUUGCCUGCAAAACCUGUUGAUAUUACACACCUUCCAAAUGAACUUUUAGUCAAAAUUUUACAUGAAUUAGAUCUUACAACAACUCAAUCAUUAUUCCAAAUUAAAGAAUUGCGGAAUAAACUCAAAGUGCAUAUGGAUAUAGUUGUUUAUUCAAAAUCAAAAUUCCAUGAUUAUUUCCAUUCAAUCCCAUUAUCAAUCAUUUAUGAAUCUAAAAGGUUUAAUCCUCUAAAUUCAACAUCUUGGAUAACUCAUUAUUGUCUCCCAAUUUAUAAAUUCUUUCAUGGCGUGGCAAGAUUACAUGUGGAGCAAGAUUAUAGAAAUUUUAAAAUCCUAACACUCGCAUCUGGUUUAAGUUCUUUAUCAUAUCAUCCUCUUGAAUACAAAUUAGUUGCUGAGUUUUUCCAACAAGUUUAUGCAAAAGUUGUUAAUUGGCCAUUAUUACAAAGAAUAACUUUUAAAAAUAUAACGGAGGUGGAGUUAUUGUAUCAAGACCUUGAUUUCAAACUUCUUGAAUUCCCUGAUGCUCUUCAAAUCAAAUUUUUAAAUUGUACAUUGGUGGAUAAUAUUCUUGAUUGGGAAGUUCAAUUCCCCAAAUUACAAGAACUCUCGUUGAUUGAUGAUGGUGCAGAGGAUAUUCUUAGCUGUGUCGAUUUCACAAGUUCACCUUUAAAGAGGUUAUAUAUGGAAUCUCUUGAUCAAAGAAUAGUUAUAAAGGAUUUGGUUUUCGGUUAUAAAACUAGUGAUUUAUCAAUAGAAACACACCAUAGAAACUAUAGACUCACAACAGCUGGUGGGUUAAGUAUAACCAAGCUUGAAAACAUCUUUAUGCCCAAUGUUAGGGAGUUGAUUGUUGAUCAAAUUUUCGAAAUUCAAAAUAUUGAUGCUCCACAACUUGAAGUUUUCGAAAUGUCUUUAAAAUACGAACAUUUAGGCUUUGUAAGAAGGGUGAAGUUGGGGAAAAUAAAUGCUCCAAAUAUAGAAGUUUUUUCAUUUGCAAAUGGUGUGAUGGAGAUUGAUCAAAAUUUUACAGAUAAUAUCCCUAUAAUUGAUAGAUUUAGAAUAACUAAUGGGAAAGUUGGGCUGGAAAGAUCAUGUAAUGACAAUUUGAAAGCUAAAUCAAUUGAAAUUUAUAUCCAACAAGGUGCUUUUGAAACAUUUGAUGCAGAGGAUUGGUUUGAAUCAAUAAACUUAUAUACCGUUGAAGGGUUGACUUUUUUCAUCAAAUUGGAGACCAAAAAACCAGCUUUAGUUACAAAUUUAAACCGAUUGGAAUUUCCCAAGUUGAAAAGUCUAUAUUUCCCAGAUUGCUCAAAAUUUGUAUCAGUUCCAGAAGUUCAAGCACCAAGUUUGGAAACACUAAGAAUAGCUCAUGCUAAUUUAUCAUUUAGAAAUUUUAAAAGAAUGGUGGAAACUUUUAACAAUUUGAAAAAUUUAGAAUUGAAAGGUGUAAUUUUUAACAAUGGGAGUAGGAACCCCUUGACAUAUUCACCUAUGGAUCGUAAUGAUCCUAGACUUGGGUUUAAAAAUUGUUCUUUACCCAAUUUACAAAGAUUUCGUAUGUCUUCAGAUAUGGAUGAAUCUAUUAGACCUGGGUUUGGGUUCCAGAAUUUAUAUGCACCGAAUUUGAAGAAGAUUGAUAUCACAUUUCCAGCAUUGAGGUCUAUUGAUUUGAAUGAGUUUCCUUUAUUAGAAGAUGUCAAGAUUGACGGUCCACUGUAUAUUGAUUUAGAACAGUUGAAGAAUCUGAAAUCUGUAUUGAUUCAAAGUGAUGUUUUGAUAGAGUUGAAACUGAAUGAGGAAAUGUUUUUAUUUCCUCAUCAAUUGACUGCAUUUCAUGUGAGAUGUUUUCCAGAAAAGAAUACUGAUGCUAUUGUAAAAUUAUUCAAGGAGAAAAAUAGGUAUAGACGUUUUAAGUUUUAG